UUCAAGCACCCUUAACGUACAUGUGCGUGAGAAAGGUAGGGCAAUGUACUUGCUGCUUUGUUUCUUUGUCCCUGUACAGUGAUGUAUCAUUUCAAGAGUAGUGGCUGCGUGCAGCUGACAGACCUGGUUUCAGAUGCCAUUCGGAGCAUCCUCAGGCUCAUUAAUAAUGAAGGCCUCUGACAGGAGCCGUUUUGCCUGCCUUUGUUUUCCACUGUAGGUGAAGGGAGACAUGGAUCUCUCUGUUUUGCCAAAUAACAAUCAUCCUGACAAAUUCCUGCAGCUUGAUGUAAAGUCUUUAACGAGGAGCUCAGCCCUCCUUCAGGCCAGCCUGGCAAGGUAUCCGUGUGGAAAUUAUCCUGCUGCACAACACUGGCAAAACCUUGUCUACUCGCAGAGAGAAAAGAAUAAUAUUGCUGCUCAACGAAUUAGGGGAUCCAGUGCAGAGAGCCUUGUCACUGCUGAUAGCCCCCCACCAUCCAUGUCAUCAAUUAUGAAAAAUAACCCACUCUAUGGUGACCUAAGUUUGGAGGAAGCUAUGGAAGAAAGGAAAAAGAACCCAUCAUGGACCAUUGAGGAAUAUGACAAACGUUCCCUGCACACAAACCUCUCUGGACAUCUGAAGGAAAAUCCUAAUGACCUGCGGUUUUGGUUGGGAGACAUGUACACACCAGGUUUUGAUACUUUAUUGAAAAAGGAAGAGAAACAAGAGAAGCAAUCAAAAUUCUGUCGUAUGGGUCUGAUUUUACUUGUCGUUACCUCCAUCUUGGUUACCAUAGUGACUAUUAUUACUUUUUUCACCUGAGGAAACUGCCACCAUCAGAGCUAUUUUAAAUUUCCUAAAAAAUUUUUCUAGAUAAACAUUUGCAGCUUCCCGAAAAAAAAUAACAACAACCAAAAACAUGUACAUCCAGUAUGAAUGGAUUGUUGAUUGUACUAUUAAAUGUAAUUGUCUUGUAGAAUGUGAAUGUCACAUGUGGUGUGAUGGCUUCUGUACUUUGUUCUAUAAAAGCUUUGUAAGACUUCCAGCCUGAGCUUUGUCCUUUGGGAAGCAGGAAUUCUGAGGACCACAGUCACAGAAGAGUCACUAUAUACAACCCAAAUCAAGUAUCUGGAUAGGGAGCAAAACAGUAUCAAAAAUUGUCAGCAGCUUUGUUUUCAUAGUUAAUCUGUAUUAACCAUGUUUUAAAGAUACUGUUAACUCUUUACUACCUCAUCCUCCUGUAAUCAUCAGAAAAGUUUGAGCAGAUAUUUUUUUUUCCAACUGCUGGGUAGCUGGCAAAAAUCUAGUUGUGCUGCCAACUGAGUUAGAUUCAUUCCCUGUUUUAUUUUCCUAUAUUUCUGUUUAAGUCAGAAAUAAAGGAAGGAGGGAACUAUCUUAUUGAAAUCUGUUCUUAUAUCCCCAGUAAUCAUCUAUAAUGUCCCAAUUUCAUGCUGCUACUUUAAUAGAAUUAAACUUGCACAGGCCAUAGUUACAAAAUUAAUUACGUUUAGAUCCAAUUUAUCCAAAUUGGCUACUGUGACCCCUGGUGGCAGUCAAUGUGUAUAUAUCGCCAACCAUGGUCUAGGUUGGGGGUCCCUGGGAAAGCAGAGGGAAUACCGUUAAGAGAACAUGGUGUAAAGCCUAACUGCUACUUGCUAACAGACUCUGGCAAGUUAUUCUCUCAGAGAAGGAAUGAUACCACCUGCCCAAGAGGGAUGGCCAAAGGACCAAAUACAAAACAGGUAUGAACAGUAUCUGACUCUUAAUAAGCAGUUUUUAGUUAAAGGCAGUUGUUAUUAUUAAUUUGUGCUAGCUAAUUGACAACCUGAGCUUACCUUCCAUUGUCUGCAGGACAUGGUUCUGGUCACAGAUGGGGAAUCAAGUCACUGCUCUUUCUUUCCUUUUACAACAUCCUCUCCUAAGCCCUCAUUCCCACUCCUUUCUCAUCUUAAAACACCCAGCCAAAGUCUAUCUUAUGCAAGAAACAAAAGAGGGACUUUCUCUUCUUCCCAUGAGCCUGAAGUCAGAUCUUUGUCCUGUGAUAUUACCAUACCAUUGUGUUGUAUUUGUCUCAAAGAUGCUUGAAAUAAAGUACAGUAAAUGACAGUUUUCGCUGGGCACAGUAGCUCACGCCUGUAAUCCCAGCACUUUGGGAGGCCAUGGUGGGCAGAUCAUGAGAUCAGGAGUUCAAGACGAGCCCCAACAUAGUGAAACCCCCUCUCUACUAAAAAUAGAAAAGUUAGCCAGGUGUGGUGGCGAUUGCCUGUAGUCCCAUCUAGGGUGGGAGAAUCCUUUGAACUCAGGAAGCGGAGGUCGCAGUGAGCUGAGAUUUCGCCACUGCACUCGGGCCUAGGCAACAGAGCAAGACUCCAUCUCAAAAAAAAAAAAAAAA
Molecule: messenger RNA, 2372 nt
Organism: Callithrix jacchus (white-tufted-ear marmoset)
Lineage: Eukaryota; Metazoa; Chordata; Mammalia; Primates; Cebidae
Gene: MINAR2
Product: membrane integral NOTCH2 associated receptor 2
Source: RefSeq, a predicted model, not a curated record